Messenger RNA from Talaromyces proteolyticus, 1350 nucleotides. RefSeq lists its product as uncharacterized. The record is from RefSeq and is a predicted model, not a curated record. NCBI's taxonomy places the organism in Eukaryota, Fungi, Ascomycota, Eurotiomycetes, Eurotiales, Trichocomaceae. The transcript is spliced from 4 exons. Bases 1 to 1350 code for a protein of 449 amino acids. Gene Ontology annotation, molecular function: oxidoreductase activity.
AUGGCAACUGCAACACAUCUCUCGCUCUCUGCGGUCAAUAAUCGUGGCCAUAUUCAUGCUGGCAGGAUAUCGCAAAGAACAGCCGAUAGGGUUAGUGAAUUGUUGAUGCAUAAUCAUGAAAAGUUCCAUAUACUUUUUCACGGACGUGGACUACAUAACCACAUACUUCACCAUCUUCUCGCGAUAUAUGCACUCGGCGCCUCGCCUGGAGAGGUGCAACGAGCUUAUGAUACUAAUGUGCAGUAUCAACUCAAUAUGAAUGAGCCGUCACCGGACAUUGCAGAUAGGAUGCAUGACGCGAAGGUGUUUCAGCAAUAUGUUGGGAAUCAGAAACAUUAUAAUAACUUUCUCCGAUUUUUCACCCUUGAAAUUGCCGAAAGGGGUGUUGAAGGAACGCUGACGGAGUAUUUAUUCAAAGGAGAUGAGAGAGCAAAUGAUAUCCUAGCAAGAUUAUAUGAUGGUCUGCUACAUCCGGUGAUUCACCUUGGCUAUGGAAUUGAGUUUCAACAACCACUUAUCGUCGCUGAAGCAUUGGCCCAGGCCGCAAUCACAGAAAGAUGGCUUGAAGAUACAUGCGAUCUCGUAACAGAGAGGAUUCAACAACAGAGCUCAUCUCAGACACCUAGUGCGAACCCCUCACUUCUAUCUCUAUACGAGCGUCUCCGGGAUAAUCCAGUAAUAUCAAACAGCGUUCGCCCUAACGACCCACCGAAUAAAUUGCGAGAUGGCCUAAUUGCGCGCGCAAAAGAAGAGAUAGUCCCGUAUCUCGCGGAAUAUACCGUACAGCCACAUCAACUAGAGCGAAAGGUUGCAGAGUUGGCGAAUUCAAGCCUGUACAUUGCUGCAUCAGCACAACGGCCAGGAAAAGUCGAAAUGUUUGAUUUCUUCCUCAUGCACUCUGUCAACGCAUCUAUCUGGUUCACAGUUUUCAUAAAGCAAGACUGGAUUCCCGAUCAAGUCAAAUGUAGACUUGUUGAGAUCAAAGGCUGGUCUGAUCUCAUUACAUACGCAGCCUGCAGGACUCCAGCUUUUCGAGCCACGAGCUACGAUGAUGACGGCCACACGGCUAAAUUUAUCCGUGCUAUUCGUAACGUUGAGCAAGUCUCUCGUAAUUUUUGCGGGGAGGAGGAAUUUCCGCUCAAUCCCGAGCAAUGUCUAACUAUUGCUCAUAUGGUCAUGGACUCGGUGGAGAGAAUGAAUAGUCCUGAUUAUCGGCUUCCGGAGCAGGUGACAUUCGCGCAGGGUAUUAAUGAGCAGGUAUUACGCAUUAUAUUUCGCUGGGUGCGAUGGAAUGGUCUUGAUGAGGCCUGGGAACACGUUCCUAGCAUUGAUAGUAGCUCCAGAUUGUAA